GUAUUAAAAAGGUACCGCGAUGUCUAUGGCUUUUUCGGACCAUGUUGGUGCUAUGAAUUUGCUUUUUUUUACAGUUUAAAUGAAUUUUACAUUUACAUUGAGUGGGCUUUGGUAUAAUCCAGGAUGCGGCUGAGUCCGAGAGAACAAGAGAGCCUCUUGGUUCAUCAAGCGGGCACCCUCGCUCAGAGAAGACUUGCACGAGGUGUGAAGCUCAAUCACCCGGAAGCUAUAGCUCUCAUCGCAUCUCAGAUGCAGGAGUAUGUAAGAGAUGGAAAACUGGUUUCUGAAUUGAUGAACAUUGGAAGACAGUUAUUGGGUCUGCGUCAGGUAUUGCCUGGAGUUUCUGAGAUGAUCCCUGAAGUCCAGAUCGAAGCCACCUUCCCUGACGGCACCAAGCUCGUAACCAUCCACCAACCUAUCGCCAGAGAGAAUGGGGACCUGAAGCUCGCCCUCUAUGGUAGUUUUUUGCCAGUUCCCGAUCUGUCCGUCUUUGAUCAGCCUCAACUCUUACAGAAUGGUCCAGCCGAUGCACCCCUAGCCGUCCACCCAGGGGAAUACUUUGGAGCAUCGGACGAACCUAUCGCCCUCAACACCGGUAGACCAAUUAAGAAACUGAACGUCACCUCCACCUGUGAUCGCCCCAUUCAGAUUGGCAGCCAUUAUCAUUUCAUCGAAGCGAACAAGUAUUUAACCUUUGACCGUUGGGCCUCUCUUGGUAUGCGAUUGAACAUUCCGUCAGGUACAGCGGUACGCUUCAGCCCUGGAGAGACACGAGAGGUCAAUCUCGUUGAUAUUGCUGGAAAGAGAGUGAUCCGUGGUGGCAAUGGAUUGGUAGACGGACCUGUCACAGGAGCCUCGGAGAGCUCGCUGAGAGAUAAGAUCGUCCAGCAAUCCUUCGGAAACCAGUCACAAGCGGUUGCAGAGACUGUCUCAGACUUCAGAUGCUUGAUGCCACGGAUGAACUACAUUCAUACAUAUGGACCAACAGUUGGAGACAAGGUGAGGCUCGGAGAUACAUCGCUUGUGAUCGAAGUAGAACAUGAUUUGAUCUCCGUGAUUAACGGCCAGCAAAAGUACGGAGAUGAAUGCAAGUUUGGCGGUGGCAAGGUAUUGCGUGAAGGAAUGGGUCAAGCUGCUCUUCUUGCAUCCAAGGACACCUUAGAUACAGUCAUCACAAACGCCCUCAUUGUUGACGCAGUGACAGGUAUCGUCAAGGCAGACGUUGGCAUUAAGGAUGGGAUGAUAGUUGGGAUCGGGAAGGCAGGAAACCCUGAUGUUAUGGACGGAGUGACAGAAGGAAUGGCGGUUGGCGUGGAAACGGAAGCCAUUGCUGGAGAAGGAAAGAUCCUGACCGCUGGAGGGUUGGACGCUCAUAUUCAUUUUGUCUGCCCUCAACUGGCAAGAGAAGCUAUCGCUUCUGGGUUGACCACCAUGUUUGGAGGCGGGACAGGACCAGCCACGGGUACCUGUGCGACAACCUGCACCCCUGGUCCAAAUCACAUCAAAAAUAUGAUCCAGAGCACCGAUGCAUUCCCUCUCAAUUUUGGCUUCACCGGGAAAGGGAAUACCUCCAAUUCUGAUCAAGAAACUUGUAGAGAGCUUGAAGAACAGAUCGAAGCAGGAGCUAUCGGGAUGAAGUUGCAUGAGGAUUGGGGAUCGACGCCUGAAGCAAUCCGUACCUGCCUGCGUGUCGCCGAGAGGCACGACGUACAGGUCAUGAUUCACACGGACACUCUGAAUGAAUCUUGCUGUGUUGAGGAUACCAUAGCUGCAUUUCAGGGUCGGACCAUACACACCUACCAUUCGGAGGGUGCAGGAGGGGGCCACGCCCCCGAUAUCAUGAAGGUAGUGGGCGUGUCCAACGUGCUGCCGUCAUCCACCAAUCCGACCCGUCCGUUCACGGUGAACACCAUUGACGAGCAUCUCGACAUGCUGAUGGUGUGCCACCAUCUGGACAAGAACCUGAAGGAGGAUGUUGCCUUUGCUGAAUCUCGUAUCCGAGCCGAAACCAUCGCUGCUGAAGAUAUCCUCCACGAUCUGGGAGCUAUCAGUAUGGUGUCCUCCGAUUCUCAGGCAAUGGGUCGUGUUGGCGAGGUGAUCACCCGGACUUGGCAGACAGCAGACAAAAUGAAGAUAUUCAGAGGGAGACUUGGAGGUGAAACGGGUGAUAACGAUAAUUUGAGGGUCAAGCGUUACAUUGCCAAGUACACCGUGAACCCAGCCAUAGCCCAUGGUAUGGGACACCUCAUUGGUUCUGUCCAGGUUGGUAAAAUGGCAGACCUGGUGCUUUGGAACCCGGCAUUCUUUGGAGCUAAACCUGAUCUCAUCAUCAAAGGGGGUCAAAUUGCCUGGGCACAGAUGGGUAUGCCUAAUGCCUCGAUUCCUACCCCUGAACCCGUGAAAACAAGGAAGAUGUUUGGUGCCUAUGGGAAGGCCAUCGGCGAGACGUCGGUGAUCUUUGUAUCAAAGGCAGCGGGUGCGGAGAUUCAACAGAAAUACGGUCUCAGCAAGAAAGCUGUACCUGUCACGAGCUGUCGCUCAGUCAAGAAAGAGGACAUGAUAUUGAACGACUUCUUACCAGAUAUCAAAAUUGAUGCGGAGUCGUACAAGGUGACGGUUAAAGAUGAAGGGAAGGAUAAAGACGAACACUUGACCUGUCCUCCAGCCAAAAGGAUCUCUCUCGCUCAGCGUUACUUCCUCUUCUGAGUUCCAUGAGGUCCAGACGGGUUAAGAUCACCCAAUUUAUGUAUUUUUACACACAUAUAUAUAUAUAGGUAUGGUGUCGAAAAUCUGUCUAUCUGACGGUCAAUUGGAUCGGGGUCGCCCUAGCCACUAACCCGUCUCUGUGGUCUAGUGGUUAAGGCACCGGCGUUCAAAGCUGGGGGCCCGGGUUCGAUUCCCGGCGGAGACAUUUUUUCGGCAUCACCAAUUUUUCCAAAAAGGGUAGAUAGCUCUGGGGAACCUUGAUUUAAGCUACGCCUACAAUUGUUCUCUUCAUCCAUUUCUUUCACACAAUAUUUAAAUAUAAAAGAGUUGCCAAAGCUGUAGUACAUGUAUAACUUCACACAUAUAUAUAUAUAUAUAUAUAUAUAAUGAGAUGAGGCGAGGCCAACUCAACAGAUGACGCAGGACACCAUUAUUUGCUUAAGCUUUCGUCUUUUAAUUGAGACUUCGUCAGAAGCGUCUGAAAAACAUAAGGAGAUACAACAUCCAAGCGAUUGGUAGAAGUAAACUUAUCAUCACACUAUAUAUAUAUAUAUAUGUACACACAUAAUAAUGAGGCUUCAUUCAUGAUCUGAUCUCUAUUUCUUAAAAAGUUGCUAUGGUAGCAGCUCUUUUUGGAAUGUCAACUUUCAAUGGAAGAGCCAAUCAGGAAACAGAAUUUUCACUGUUGUCAUGGUAUAUGACAUUCCAGCAAGACUUGCUAUCGUAUCAACUUUUUAUGAAAUGUGUCCUUUUUAUGGAAAUGAAAUCCCUUCCAUUUCUAUUUUUUUGAUAUAAUGAAUAUUGGCUUUACUAUCUGAAAUAUAUCAUUGGCCAAAUCCACCCUAUAUCAAUAUUACUUGAAUAAAAAAAAAAAAAUCAAUCAAUUAAUCAGAAUCAUUUAUUGAAAGAUAAUUUACAAAGUUUUCUUUUUAUAUUCUUCCUGAAAACGUGUAGCAUGAUUGGUUUGCAUUAAAAAAAAUGCAUGUAUUUUAUAAGUACUAUGGUGAACUGUGGUGGCUUACCAUUCUUGAAUAUAAAUUCAUAAUUGGCCAUAAGGGUAAUCAAAUAUUACUGAAUAUCCUGCCUGAGUUUCAAAUCACAUGACCAAGGUCAAAGGUCAUUUAGGGUCAAUGAACUUUGGCCAAGUUGGGGGUAUUUGUUGAAUUACCAUAACUUUGAAAGUUUAUGGAUCUGAUUAAUAAGCAAGGUUUCCACUUUGGCGAGUUAACAUCGCGAGUUAUGGCGAGUUAUAGCGAGUUGCCAAAAUGAGGCACUCGCGAUAACUCGCAUAAAGCUCACCAUGAAACUCGGGAUAACUCGGCAUGGCUCGGCGGAGCUCGUUCAAGCUCGGGACAACUCUCCUUGAAGUCGUGAGCAGUUUCAAAAUUUUUGAACAUGUUCAAAAAUUUUGCUAACUCGCUGUAACUCGUGCUGAACUCACCUAAACUCGUUAUAUACUCUCAGUACUCGCAAUAACUCGUAAGAAGCUCGAGAUAAACUCGCAAUAACUCGUAAUAACUCGCCACAUCUGAGUAUACGCGAGUGCGUUCCGAGUUUUCAAGAGCGAGAUACGAGCAUUGCGAUCGUUUUACGAGUCAAGUGGAGGUGCCCACGAGAUUAGCGUGACUUUAGAUCGAGCACCCCGAGUUACAGCGAGUUUCGUAUGAGUUUAUUCCGAGUGCGUUGCAAGUGCUCAGAGGCAUGCCAGCUGAAUGAUAAAUGUCCAGCGAUCUAUAUUUUCCCCACAUAUAAACCCCUCAAAACAAGUUUGGAAAUCUGAGUUUGGCCAUUAAUUUCUCCCAAUUCUAAAAUUUACACAUUGCAUUGUGACAUCAUUUAAAAGGUCAUUCAAUUUUCUUUAAAAUGCUACAAUGCUUGUUAUGAUCAUGCCAUCACGAAAGAGCAGGAUUCAAAAGUGCUGGAUGAAGUCUGAAUUGAAAAGCUGCAAAACGAGCAAAAAAGUUUGGAAAUCUGAGUUUGGCCAUUAAUUUCUCCCGACUCCAAAUUUUACACAAUGCAUAUUUGAUAUCUUUCAAGAGAUCAUUUGAUUCUCUUUAAAAUGAUCACAUGCUUGUUAUGAUCAUGCCAUCAAAAAAGAGCAAAAUUGAAAAGUGUUGGAUGAAGUCUGAAGUGAAAAGCUGCAAAACGAGCAGAAAUAAUCAUGAAGGGUAUACAGAACAUGAUUGUUUUGUCUGAGUCAAUAAAGAUGAAAAUCCAUUCAAAUCAAA
Molecule: messenger RNA, 4934 nt
Organism: Lytechinus pictus (painted urchin)
Lineage: Eukaryota; Metazoa; Echinodermata; Echinoidea; Temnopleuroida; Toxopneustidae
Product: urease subunit alpha-like
Exons: 22
Coding region: 124-2706 (860 amino acids)
Biological process (GO): urea catabolic process
Cellular component (GO): urease complex
Molecular function (GO): urease activity; nickel cation binding
Source: RefSeq, a predicted model, not a curated record